CUCGAAAUUUGAAACGAUUCCAACACCACAGAAGAGAAACAAGACAGCAGGUGAGUCAAAUCAAAGGAAGAAGAAUUUAGUUAGCGACAGGCGGCCGCAGUUCGUCACCUUCCACCCUCAGCAACCACACCCCCAGCACUCGCAUUCCACACCCACACGCCCAGCCUCUCAUUCGGCCAGUACCAGAAGGAGGAAACGGAGACGUGUGUGGGGGGGUUGGGCAACUGGUAGUUUAGAGAAAAAUUUGAUCUGAUUUGCUGCACGGAUUCUCUCCCUCAGAGGACGAAAGUGACGACGAGACGGCGAAGUACAGUUCGACAGGGUUCGCGUGUCGCGUGAAAUGCUCCCCCUCCACAACAACAAUGGCGAUCUGGAGACGGGGAAACUGUUCAAUUCCAAGUUUCGAAUCCGCGUCUUUGAAAAGUUUGGGGCUUGGUUGCGCCUCAUCUGGGCGGAUAAAAAUUCGCGAAAUCUCCUCCUCUUCCUCUGCCUCAAUCUCUCUUUCGCGUUCGUCGAACUCUUUUACGGCGUCGUGACCAACUCCCUCGGCCUCAUUUCGGACUCGUUCCACAUGUUUUUCGACUGCACUGGUCUACUCGCCGGCCUCAUCGCCUCCGUGAUAACCAAGUGGCGAGCGAAUGACAAGUUUAGCUUCGGCUAUGUCCGAGCCGAAGUGCUGGCUGGGUUCGUGAACGGGCUCUUCCUCCUCUUCAUCGCUUUCUUCAUCUUUUCCGAAGCUGUUGAGAGGAUUCUCGAGCCGCCCGAGGUGAAGCACGAGAGACUCUUUGUCGUCAGCGUGUUGGGAUUUCUGGUCAAUUUGAUCGGCAUCUUUGCCUUCCAGCAUGGGCAUGGACAUUCACAUGGUGGGGGUCACGGUCACUCGCAUGGAGGCGGCCAUUCCCACGAUAACAAUCACGGUCACUCUCACGGCGCUCCAGGGCCAGAAGUGGACUCGAGGAACAGUCAAAUUAUGCAAGGCGUGUACCUUCACAUCCUGGCUGACACGCUGGGCUCGGUUGGCGUCAUUGUGAGCGCUAUCCUCAUGUGGGCGUUCGGCUGGAUGAUUGCAGAUCCGAUUUGCUCCAUGUUCAUCGCCAUCCUCAUCUCGCUCUCCGUGCUAAGUUUGAUCAAGGACUCUGUCCUGAUCUUGAUGCAACGUCAACCACGUGAGUUGGACUCGCAGCUGCCGUCUUGUUACCAGCGGUUGAUGCAGCUCGAGGGUGUUUACUCUGUCCAAGAGCCGCACUUUUGGACCUUAUGCUCCGACUUUUUCGUGGGGAGUGUGAAAUUGGAGGUGGCGAGGAAUGCGGACCCACGCUACCUGACGCAACAAGCUCAACUCAUCUUCCAAGGGGUGGGCGUCCGGCAAAUCUACGUCCACCUUGACUACUCCCUUACAUGAUGACGGAGAACUUUUAUAGGGCUUUUUUGUAAUCCAUAUAUUCAUUCUAACGAGAACAGCAGAGGAAGCGAAACGUUCCAAAAAUUUAGGGUAUUAUUAUGAAAAUAAAUGAGAUGAGAGGUGAAUAAUACUUGAAAUAGUCAAUCCAAUCAACUAUUUUGCUAUUACCAUGUUUUGUUUUUAUUUGUUUAUCGUUUGUUAAUUAAUGCUAAGUACUUGUCGUCAUUCCCUGUAAAUACAGCCCCCCACUCAACCAUGGUCUAGUAUUUGUGGUGUAAAUGAUGCAUGGGAUUUAUAUGUGGAUAGUUAAAAUGUAAGGGACUCUGUAACUAAGAAUUUAAUCAAUGUGCAAAAUUAAGGUUGAAAAUCAAACCGAAGGUACAUACAUAGCUUUAAUUUAGAUUUGUAAUGAAUACCGGAUCGAUAAUAAUCGGUCCGUGAUAAACUACUACACUCCGAGCUGUGCUGUGUUUCAAUAAUUAAUUAAUUAUUGAUCCCUGAUCGCCCUUCUUCGUUCUUCUUCUAGUAUUUAUUUAAACUUGUGAAAAGGUUAUUACAUGUUAUCGAUUGAAUUAAGUAAGCAAUUAAACUUAGGUUACUUGACAGAGUGAGAGUGAGGAGCGAACGAGCGAGAGAAAUUUUGGAAUAAACAGAUUUUUAAUUUUC
Folsomia candida is the source of this 2068-nucleotide messenger RNA. RefSeq names its product zinc transporter 7 (gene ZnT86D). The transcript has 6 exons. Gene Ontology annotation, biological process: zinc ion transport; intracellular zinc ion homeostasis; transmembrane transport. Gene Ontology annotation, cellular component: membrane; Golgi apparatus. Lineage: Eukaryota; Metazoa; Arthropoda; Collembola; Entomobryomorpha; Isotomidae. The record is from RefSeq and is a predicted model, not a curated record. The coding region runs from base 341 to 1402 and encodes 353 amino acids. Gene Ontology annotation, molecular function: zinc ion transmembrane transporter activity.